Molecule: messenger RNA, 6112 nt
Organism: Vidua chalybeata
Lineage: Eukaryota; Metazoa; Chordata; Aves; Passeriformes; Viduidae
Gene: TLE1
Product: TLE family member 1, transcriptional corepressor
Exons: 20
Coding region: 97-2439 (780 amino acids)
Biological process (GO): negative regulation of canonical Wnt signaling pathway; regulation of DNA-templated transcription
Cellular component (GO): transcription regulator complex; nucleus
Molecular function (GO): protein binding; transcription corepressor activity
Source: RefSeq, a predicted model, not a curated record
CCGGUCCCCUUGGCGCACCGGGUGUGAAGCCGGGGCAGGGCGGGGAGUCUCGCCGCGAGAGCCGCGCUGCGAGGGAGACCCGCCGCGGCCGGAGCCAUGUUCCCCCAGAGCCGGCACCCCACUCCGCACCAGGCUGCGGGCCAGCCUUUCAAAUUCACCAUCCCGGAGUCGCUGGACCGCAUCAAAGAAGAGUUCCAGUUCCUCCAGGCGCAGUACCACAGCCUUAAAUUGGAAUGUGAGAAACUGGCAAGCGAAAAGACGGAAAUGCAGAGGCAUUAUGUAAUGUACUAUGAAAUGUCGUAUGGAUUAAACAUUGAAAUGCACAAACAGACAGAAAUCGCGAAGAGAUUGAAUACAAUUUGUGCACAAGUCAUCCCAUUUUUGUCUCAGGAACAUCAGCAACAAGUGGCCCAAGCUGUAGAACGUGCCAAACAAGUGACCAUGGCUGAAUUGAAUGCCAUCAUCGGGGUACGUGGCCUUCCAGGUCUACCUCCUACACAGCAGCAGUUGCAGGCUCAGCAUCUCUCCCAUGGCCAUGGACCUCCAGUGCCUCUAACGCCGCAUCCAUCAGGACUUCAGCCUCCAGGAAUCCCUCCACUUGGAAGCAGUGCUGGCCUUCUUGCCCUCUCCAGUGCUUUGGGUGGGCAGUCUCAUUUGGCAAUAAAAGAUGACAAGAAGCAUCACGAUGCAGACCACCACAGAGACAGAGAGCCAGGCACAAGUAAUUCUCUGUUGGUCCCCGACAGUCUACGAAGCACAGAUAAACGCAGGAAUGGCCCUGACUAUGCCAAUGACAUCAAAAAGAGAAAGGUGGAUGAUAAGGAUUCCAGCCACUAUGACAGUGAUGGGGACAAGAGUGACGAUAACUUGGUUGUAGAUGUGUCCAAUGAGGAUCCUUCUUCCCCAAGGGCAAGUCCCACUCAUUCACCACGUGAAAACGGUAUUGAUAAAGCCCGCCUACUGAAGAAGGAUGCCUCCAGCAGUCCAGCAUCUACAGCCUCUUCAGGAAGUUCCACUUCCCUCAAAUCCAAGGAAAUGGGUCUGCAUGAAAAAGCCAGCACGCCUGUUCUGAAAUCCAGCACACCAACUCCUCGAGGUGAUGUGCCAACCCCAGGCACUAGUGCAACUCCAGGACUCCGUCCAGGCCUUGGCAAACCUCCAACAAUGGACCCUCUGGUUAACCAAGCUGCUGCAGGUUUGCGGACACCGUUGGCAGUACCCGGACCAUACCCUGCUCCAUUUGGAAUGGUACCUCAUGCUGGCAUGAAUGGAGAGUUAACCAGUCCAGGGGCAGCCUAUGCCAGUCUGCACAAUAUGUCACCCCAGAUGAGUGCUGCUGCUGCUGCAGCUGCUGUGGUUGCCUAUGGACGAUCUCCUAUGGUUGGGUUUGAUCCUUCUCCUCACAUGAGAGUACCUGGAAUCCCUCCAAAUCUAGCAGGGAUUCCUGGGGGAAAACCAGCCUACUCCUUUCAUGUUACUGCAGAUGGUCAGAUGCAGCCAGUUCCUUUCCCUCCUGAUGCCCUCAUCGGUCCAGGAAUCCCUCGCCAUGCCCGUCAGAUCAACACCCUGAACCACGGGGAAGUUGUGUGUGCAGUUACCAUCAGCAACCCCACGAGACAUGUGUACACGGGUGGGAAGGGGUGUGUCAAGGUUUGGGACAUCAGUCAGCCUGGCAACAAGAGCCCUGUCUCUCAGCUGGACUGCCUGAACAGAGAUAACUACAUCCGCUCCUGUAAAUUGCUGCCUGAUGGAUGCACCCUCAUAGUUGGCGGGGAAGCCAGCACAUUAUCCAUAUGGGACCUAGCAGCUCCAACUCCUCGUAUAAAAGCAGAGCUGACAUCCUCAGCACCUGCCUGCUAUGCUCUGGCUAUCAGCCCUGACUCCAAGGUGUGCUUUUCCUGCUGUAGUGAUGGGAACAUUGCGGUGUGGGAUCUGCACAAUCAGACAUUGGUCAGGCAAUUCCAGGGCCACACAGAUGGAGCCAGCUGUAUUGACAUUUCUAAUGAUGGUACCAAGCUCUGGACAGGAGGUUUGGAUAACACUGUCAGAUCCUGGGACUUGAGAGAAGGAAGACAGCUACAACAGCAUGACUUCACAUCACAGAUAUUUUCCCUUGGUUAUUGUCCAACUGGUGAAUGGCUAGCUGUGGGAAUGGAGAGCAGCAAUGUUGAAGUGCUACAUGUAAAUAAACCAGACAAGUAUCAACUGCACCUUCAUGAGAGCUGUGUGCUGUCACUCAAGUUUGCUUACUGUGGUAAAUGGUUUGUGAGUACUGGGAAAGAUAACCUUCUUAAUGCUUGGAGAACUCCUUAUGGAGCCAGUAUCUUCCAGUCCAAAGAAUCUUCAUCAGUGCUUAGCUGUGACAUCUCUGUGGAUGAUAAGUACAUAGUCACUGGCUCUGGAGACAAAAAGGCUACAGUCUAUGAAGUUAUCUACUGAAAAAUAUGAUGGGGAUAUUCUUUUAGAGGUUGAACUGGGCCAAAAUUGUUUGUAGAAGUAGAAAGGUUUUGAAUUUUUGAAAGGAACAAAAGUGUUGAGGUUCCAGAUCUUGCCAUGAAACUACUCCAAUUUUUCAAAAUAGAAGGCAACAUCCACCAACUAAGUGUUGGCUACGUGGACCAGACGGAACACAGAAGCAAGAUGGACAAAUGUAGCCUAGGUUUUUGACAUAAUUUUUAAAAGCCAAGUCUACUGAAGAAUGUUGGAGCCUUUUAUUUUUUUUCUUUUUGUGACCUCAUGCAAAUUUUACUCAUUGCCUGAAUAUGGGGGAUAAAUACCUUUCUGUUCUUGCAGUUCAAGUUGCAUUCUGUCCUGGGUAGAGCAGCAGUGUCUCAGAUGAACUUGUUUCCUGGUUUUGCAUCUUGUGAUAUGUUUUUGUAUUUUUGUUGAAGGUCAAACAUUUGUAUAAACUGUAAAUAUAUUUAGUUUACUACAGUAAAGGCUUUAGUACCAACAACCAGUCUUCCCCCUUGCCCUCUCCCUGCUUGCCCUGCUUAUUUAAAAUUAAAAACCUUUUGGGGAUAUAAGUACCUUUUUAGAAGCAAAAGCAAACACUAUGUAUAGUUUGAAAAUGGUGUCUUAUUCUUUAUAACUAUUCUUAGAUUCCUUUAUCAUACUUCAGAGUAGUUGAUUUGACAUACUAGGGUAUCAAGUCCAGUAGAUAUUGUCUUGUUCUACGGAAAACUUAAAGGCAGUUUUGUACUAAUUAUAGUGUAAAUAUAAAAAUUGAACAUUUCAUGAAACUGUGCAGUUUAAGUUUAUUCUGAUGUCCCAUGUAUAUGUUCUUUGGCAGAUACAGUAAUAUGUGCCUCAUCAUAACUCAUUUGGUCAUUUUUCUAGAAGAGGAGGUGACUUCUCUGUCCUUUAUUUCCCCCAGCUGAACAGAAUUCAUGUGAGACUACAUUUCAACUAAGUACAUCAGAGCCUUUAUUUGUUAUAUGAGGAUGUCUGUGAUUAGAUAAGUUGCAUCCUUCAUGUUUUACGGAGAAAUGGUAGUUAAUGACCAUUUCCUUUUUAAAGUCUUGUCUAUACUUAGAUACUCAGGUAAAUUUAACUAAAUUACCAAAAGUGUGAGUUUACAGGGGAUUGCUUAAAGAUGUUAAAUUACUUGCAGAGUUGCAAGUGAAGUAAAUUAACCUAAACCAAGUUAAACUUGCUUCUUAAUUUCUUGUGAGAAUAUUGACAAAGGAAUAUUUUGAUUUUUAACUAAUCCACUCUACAAAUUAAUAAGAAUUAAUUUUCCUGAGUGUCCCACAUUACGCAGGCCUGUAGACUCUACGUAUUCAUGCUGAGCAGUCUGAGUCUUUUCCGUUGUCGCAUCACUGUGUGACAUCUGUGAAGAGCCAUGAUAAGCAGCCAGUUACCAAAGCUAUGCAUCUUCAAGUUUUCUUGGUGUACUCAAGAGCAGUGGAUGAGGACAGAAGGUGUUCACUUUAUUCAACUGCUAUUUUUUCAGUCUAAUGUGUUCUACCACUGUGUGCUAGACAACAAACUUUGCUGUUGCACUGGUGAGAGCCAUACAUUUCCUACAUUCUGUAAUUUGGUUAUAAUUUCUGUUGAUAACAGAGAAUACAGAUGAACAGAAGGAUAUCAUUGAACAAUUAGUUUAGAUUACACAAAUUGACAGAAGAAGAGCUGCUUUCUCAUUUUACUAGCAUUUGACGAUGGCCUAUGUCCCUGCUCUUUCAAAGACAUGUAGCUAGGAAGAAACAAACUUGACUGACAGAUGCGUUGAUUGGAGAAGGAAUUUUUCAUCUGGGGGCAAAUUUUAUCUAAGUUUCUAGUCUGAAGAGACACAGGUUUUCUUUUCAAUUUACAUGACCAUUCUACUGAAAUCAAAUUAUAGCAUCUAGAACUGUAAUAGCCUUAACGUAUUAACAUUCAAAUCAGAAUGUAAAAUAUUACCCAUUCAGGAUCAUCUGUCUCCUAGACUUUUAAAAUUAACAUUGUAUCAAUAUGUAUCCAUAUAUAUAUAUCUUUGAUGAUUGCUUCAUUGUUAAUUUGUAACUGUAUGAAAAUGACAUUUUAGAUGCUGGUCAUGUUGCUUUCAGACAUAGUGGGGCAAAAAGCAGAAUCAUCAGGCUUUCCAAAGAAUUAACUAUAUUUGCUACACUGAAAUACUGGGAAAUGCUAUGCCAUUUUUUAAAGGGAAAAUUUUAAAACAAGAUUAUUUACAAGAUUACUUGAUUUUUACACUUUUCAUAUUUAAAUUUCUCUGAACAUCUGGCUCUGGCAGUGAUCAUUGACUUUAGCAGCACUGGCAAAUUUGCUUUAGUUAGGACCUUUCGGGUUUUUGCCAAACUGCUAUCACCUUGGCUUUUACUUUAUAGGUAUCCUUUUGCUGUUCGUUGAAGUCAAUAUCAGAGGAACCAAGAAUGCAAGUAACCUUACACAUCUAUAUCAAUUUAAAAAACCCCACAAAUGUAAUUGGUUUGCUAUAUGUUGUGACAUAGGGCUUGCUAAUAAGAUCACACUUGUCAAUCAGGAGGUUGAAAAUCAUUGUGUCAGGAAAAUCAUAAAAUACCUUGUUUUCUUGGCUUCUAGAAUGUACACUGUGUCAGAGCAGUUAUGGAAUCAGAAAUUUAUGUGAAUGAAUGUAAUCAUAUUUGUACCAUGUAUUUCUUGAUUGUAAUUAUGAAAUUCAUUCCUUUUUUUCCUCCCAUCAUAUCUUUAAGCCUUGUGUCUGAAAAGUAGUGGAUACAUCUGAAAGCUUCUGGAUGCAUCAUCCAUACUUGUGGAUGAGUAGUUCUCUCCAUUUGUUGUUUCAGAUUUCACUUAAUGUUUAUAAAAUCGUGAGUCUUUUCAUUUGUCAGACAGUAAACCAUAUUCUACUUGCAGAUGUAUUUUUAAAUGAAAAAUAGAUUUGCUAAACUCCUAGCAUAUCUGUCUACGCAAUUACCUAAAAGAUGUAAAACUUUUGAAGCUUAAAACUUCUGUAAGUUCUUGUAGCCCUGUGUAAAGUAGUGGGUGGAAAUAUUGCAUAUUGAAUGAAGAAACAGACUAACCAACAUCAUCAGUAACAGAAAAGACACUGGGAAAACCAUAUGGGAAAGAGAAGUGCACCAGUAACUAUUGUAUAGGUAAUUAAUUUUUUUGUGGGGGGUCAACUUAAAUACAGUCCUAAAAGAUUCCUUUGGUUAGCCCCUUUUUGGGAUAGUCUUUGUGUGCUGGGUGGCCUUCAGUAUUCAGAGAUGUCUGAAUGCCACUCUGGCAAAUGCUAGUUCUGGAUAGAAGCAGGGAGUUCUUAAAAAAGACAUUUUGUAUGUCAGUGCAAAAAAUAAGUGUUGAAGAGGGGAUUUGUGGUAAUACCAAUUCAACUGAACAAAAUCCUUUGUCAGCUUUAAUAUGUAUAUUUUGUAUAUGUGCACUUGUUAUAACCCUUCAUAAAUCAAUUGUGCAGAAAGUCAUGAUAUCAUUCCACAGAAUGUAUUUGUCAGUGUGUCAGACUUUCUUUUUUAUUAUAAUUCCAAGCAUUGAUAUUUCCCCAUGUUAGCCCACAAGCCACUGGUAUCUGAAAAAGAAUUUUCAUCUACAUUAGUUCUUUGUAACUCACUUGGCAUUUCAAAGGCUUUUUUUCCUUUAAAGGAAAGAGAGAGCACUAAAUGAACAUCAU